AUGUCUCCUCAUAUACCCAAUCCUUGUCAUCUUAGCGACCUUGGCCUGCGUCGUAAGUUCCGCCUGGCUCUGGAGGACCUUCGUGUGCACGGCUCUCCAGGACUGCCUCACUCUCCCGGACCUGGUAGACUCAGCGUCGACUGGAUCUGUCAUGUUUGGCUCACGCGCCACCUCGGUCUAGCCCAUUUGGCGCCCAUGUUUGCCAUGCGACGGGUUGAUGGACGUCUCCUCUCCAGCCUCAUAGCAGCACCCUCCGAGGUGGCCUGCAACGGUCCGUUGACGACGCAGUCGGCCCGGACGGCGGCCGAGAUGACGACUGAUGACGCCAUCCUCGCCACUGCCUAUGACUCCACAGCCUCUCGGCCAACCACUCAACAAGUUGGACGGACCAAACGGCAUUUGCAACUUGACGCCAUUACUGACAGGGCCGCAGCCUCUCAGUCGACCCAACCGACUGGAGAUGCUGAAACUACCGGCGUCAAUGGUUGUAUUAAUGCCAUCUCACAGGAUAUCGCUCAUUCUUCAGCCUCUGAAAGACUGCAUCAG
Protopolystoma xenopodis is the source of this 546-nucleotide messenger RNA. Lineage: Eukaryota; Metazoa; Platyhelminthes; Monogenea; Polystomatidea; Polystomatidae. The record is from the annotation of a GenBank genome assembly.